This is a messenger RNA of Raphanus sativus (radish), 652 nucleotides long. Its product is annotated as probable SAL3 phosphatase. The record is from RefSeq and is a predicted model, not a curated record. Bases 129 to 419 code for a protein of 96 amino acids. The transcript is spliced from 2 exons. NCBI's taxonomy places the organism in Eukaryota, Viridiplantae, Streptophyta, Magnoliopsida, Brassicales, Brassicaceae. Gene Ontology annotation, biological process: sulfate assimilation. Gene Ontology annotation, molecular function: 3'(2'),5'-bisphosphate nucleotidase activity.
UAGAGGGUUAGUUUUUUUAUUUACUGAAAUGCUCCUAAUAUUUCCCUAAAAGAACAAUAUAUAGUUUGCCCGGUUGACAGAAACUGGGGAUAAAAGAAUCUCCAAUCAAGAUCAACAGUCAGACAAAUAUGCAGCUUUAUUUAGAGGAGAUGGAGAGGUGUACAGUGUACUUGAGGUUUACUCGCAAACCAAGACCUGAAUCAAUAAGGAAUCACGCCGCUGGAUCAAUCCUAGUUUCAGAAGCUGGAGGCAAAGUGACUGAUGCAGAGGGGAAUCCAUUGGACUUUUCCAAAGGGAAGUAUCUUGAUUACAAGAGAGGAAUCGUUGUGACAACACAGAAACUAUUGCCUAGGCUUUUGAAUGCGGUAAGAGAAUCUACUAAAGAAGAAGAGGAAGCUGAUUCUUGGAAACUUCACUGACACGCAACUGUAAUAUACUUGUUAUACUCUGUCUCUGUGUUUUCUUUACACAGUGAGACAGACUAUUAUCAUUUUAGAAAAAAGCUCAUCUUUGAUAUUAUAAAAAGACUAUUUCUCUUUGAAGCUUAUUAAAACAUUAUCGUAAUGUUCAUGUUGAUCAUUUGAAAAUACGACGUGAAUGCAAUUUGAAAACAUUUGGGACUAUUUUGUGAAGUCAACUAAAUCUUGGGGAU